This is a messenger RNA of Tetrahymena thermophila SB210, 579 nucleotides long. RefSeq lists its product as hypothetical. The record is from RefSeq and is a predicted model, not a curated record. The transcript has a single exon. Lineage: Eukaryota; Ciliophora; Oligohymenophorea; Hymenostomatida; Tetrahymenidae.
AUGAAAGCAAUUACUCUUCUCUUUGUUAUUGCAUUAGUUGCUGUUAAUGCAAAUAACAAAACUUAGUAAUGUUAGGAUAUUGUCAUGAAAAAAAUAGAACUAGGAUUAGUUUGCAGUAGCAGUGACACUGAAUGCUUAGAUGCCCUUCUUUCUCUUAAUUAAUGUGCAUACAACUGUGCUUCCUAAAUUGACUACGAUUAUGAUAAUGUAGCUUUUAUUAACUCUUGUUUAUAAUUAAACUGCACUUCUUCAAAUAUCAGAGUCCAACACUUACUAUAAGAUUUCUUAAAUUGCUUCAAAUCAAUUAAAAUCACUAACCUUAGAUUAUCUAAAAACAUCUAAUAAUGUUAAUCAGAUCUCUUUAAAAAAUUAGAAUAAGGAAAGUAUUGUAAACCUAAUGAUUAAGAUUGCUUAAAUGCUCUUGUUGAUUUUAAUUAAUGUGCAACUGACUGUGCUAAGUAAAUUGAUUACGACUAUGAUAACUAAGCUUUCAUUAUCUCUUGUGUUAAGCAAAAUUGCAGUUCUUCAAAUGCUGAAGUUUAACGUUUUAUGAAUGAUUACAUAAAAUGUUCUAUGUGA